Messenger RNA from Sphaerulina musiva SO2202, 1002 nucleotides. RefSeq lists its product as uncharacterized. The transcript has 5 exons. Bases 1 to 1002 code for a protein of 333 amino acids. The record is from RefSeq and is a predicted model, not a curated record. Lineage: Eukaryota; Fungi; Ascomycota; Dothideomycetes; Mycosphaerellales; Mycosphaerellaceae.
AUGCCGUCCUUGAUGCAGAGGAAUCAGAGCGAGCGGUCGUAUUUGCGCGAACCAUUGACGAACUCGUUCCUUGAUGUCUUCGGAUCGAACGCUCGGUUGGACGUCGGAUUACUCGGUGGAGCUGAGGCAGUGUGUGCUAUGAUCGAUACUAGAGAGGAGAACCUCUACAUCGGAGACCCGAGCGAAGGCGAGACGAAGACGGAGCUCGCGGUGCCAACCAUAGACAAUGAUAAUCAAUGGUGUAAUACUGGCACUAUUAUUCACCCGCUGUAUAUCGUCAUCUCAUUCGUCGCGAAAGCUCAUAUGUUAUGGGCUAUAUCACGCCAUUUUCCUCCUUCCUCCCUGAUCUCUCCUUACGACCACCAUACUACACCACGCCACAAACCACGCACCAGCAGCCAGCAGCAACAGCAAGACCAAAGCAGAGAAUCAGCAGCAGCAGUAACAACAGUAACAACAGCAAAAAGAAUGGCGUGGGGCGUGGUGUGGUUCUUGGUCUCGGCGGCGCGAGAGGGCCGCUCGCUGCGCGUGCGGGUGCCGUGGCCAGCGGCGUUUCUGCUUUUCCCCUUUGGGGGCUUGCUUUUGUCUCUCUUCCUCUUCCUCGACGACCGCGAGUUCGUGUGCCGUAUUCACCUCUUCGGAGAGGUACUCUCCCUGCUUCGGCAGUACUUCUGCAGCGGAGCUGCCGCCCGUCUCGACCGGCUCCGAGAGCCAAUCGCCCUCUCCCUCCUCAGCUUCCCUCCCUCUUCGCAUACGAUAUUGCACGUAGACAAGUACUGCUUCAGAGGCGUACGAAGACUCUGCGACGCCCUCGGGCGUUAUGGUUUCCCACAUGCGGAAACCUUGCAGGUGUUCUUCUGCGACUUUGAAGUUCUGAGUCGCUUGAUCUACGAUGAAGACACAAGGAGGUUGAGCGUGGAUGUGAUGGCUUACGACCCGGGAGAAGCCUUGCGCGCUCCGGCGCAUUGGUUGUGGAGAUUCUCGGUUGCGAAGGAGUCUUGA